AUGUAUGCGCAUACCUUCACUCUUCUUGCAUCUCUCGCUGUAGGAGCCUCUGCUGGUACACUCUCAGUGCCCUUCGCAAAGCAGAAGCUCCAUCAUGAAUCCUCCCUCCACAAGCGCGAUACUCUAACCCUCACGGGCUUGAAUAACAUCACUGGAGGUGGAUAUUUUGGACAGUUUCAGAUUGGAACCCCAGGCCAAAACAUCAGCUUUCAUCUCGACACUGGUAGUAGUAGUGAUACCUGGGUCAACUCAGUCGAUACCGAUCUCUGCAACAGCAAGACAUUACAGGAAUUAACCGGCCCUUGCCAGGCUACUUUUGACCCUGACAAGAGUAGCACAUACAAACUUGUCGACCAGGAUGCCUUCAAUAUCACUUACUUGGACACAAGGCGUAUCCUCGGCGACUACUUCAAUGAUACUGUCACCAUUGACGGCAAAAGCAUCAAGAAGCAGCAGCUUGGUCUCGCCGUCAAGUCUGCCAGCUCCACUGGUAUCAUGGGCUUGGGUUUUUCCACUGGUGUUGCUGGGAAUAAAACCUACCCAGCCAUCGUUGAAAACAUGAUGUCUCAGGGCCUCAUUGAACGAGCUGCGUUCAGUCUCUGGCUGGAUGACCUCAACGCCGAAGAAGGAACUGUCCUCUUUGGUGGCAUUGACACAGAAAAGUUCGUUGGAAAACUUACCACUCUGCCCCUGGCGCCCAUCAUGCCAGGCCAGAAUAUCACCGCUUUCAGCGUCCCCUUGAAGGGCUUGGGUGUGACUAUGCCAAAGGGUCAGGACAGUGUUGAACUAGAAGAUUUCCAGAACAACACCAUCACCAUCGUCGACUCUGGCGCUACCGCUUGUCAGAUGCCCGACAGCCAAACAGAAGCCAUUUACAAGGCCUUUGACGUUCUCAGUAUCAGGGACGUCAACGUCCCCUUUGUAGACUGCGCCUACGGAGAAGACAAAGGCAAGGGUAUCACAUUCGACUUCAAGUUCGACGGCAAGACCAUCGUCGUCCCUAUGAAGGAAAUGGUUAUCAACGCAUUCAAGGAACAACAAGAUGUCUUCAAAGACCCUCUUGUCGCACCUCUCUUUAAAGGUUGGGAGGGUGUCUGCAUGUUUGGCAUCAGUCCUAUCAGCAAAUAUGGAAUUUCGAGUGAUACUCUGACUCUCCUUGGAGAUACCUUCUUGCGCUCUGCAUAUGUUGUCUAUGAUUUGACGAAUGAGCAGCUGGGCAUGGCUGAGGCGAACCACGGGGCCACAAAGUCUAGCAUUGUUGAGCUCAAGAAGGGCGAUACCAAAUUACCAGACGUCUCUGGAGUUGACAAAGCGUCUACUUCCGACGAUGAUGACGGCAACGCAGCUGGCCAACUAUCUCCCGCUUCCGUAGUGACGCUCGUGAUGGUUGCGGGUGCUGUUUUGACUUUCUGGUGA
This is a messenger RNA of Fusarium sp. VM40, 1416 nucleotides long. NCBI's taxonomy places the organism in Eukaryota, Fungi, Ascomycota, Sordariomycetes, Hypocreales, Nectriaceae. The record is from the annotation of a GenBank genome assembly.